Molecule: messenger RNA, 4671 nt
Organism: Antechinus flavipes (yellow-footed antechinus)
Lineage: Eukaryota; Metazoa; Chordata; Mammalia; Dasyuromorphia; Dasyuridae
Product: ankyrin repeat domain-containing protein 7-like
Exons: 7
Coding region: 3682-4671 (329 amino acids)
Molecular function (GO): protein binding
Source: RefSeq, a predicted model, not a curated record
CCAAGGCAGAUCUUUCCCAGUGGCUUCUCUUUCUCAAAUGCCAACUCCUUCUUUUGCUCCAAUCUGCUGCUACCACCACAACUGACCACUUCAAUAAACACUAUAGCCACAGUUUUAGUGGCCUUCCAUGGCCUCAUGACCUUUUGAAAUUUACAAGGUCACCUGGGCUCAUCCAUCUUAAGGUUUUGACUCAAUCAUCUAGUGACUUUGGAAAAGCUAAGUCUUCCAUCAUUCUCUUAAUCUACUUUCCCAUGAAUCUUUUUGAAGAGUCCUUACAAUUACAAACCAAAAAGGAAAAAGAACAUUUGGGGAUGGGGACAGGGGAUUGAACUUCCCCAUUGGUUCUCCAGUACAAAGUAUGUACAAAUAAUGACUUCUCUGAAGUUGGUCUGCAUAGUCACUCUAUUUGAAGUUCAAAGUUUCAUUGGUUCUGGGCCAAUUCAGUCAUGUAGUGCAAAUCCAACUGAUGUAUGUGACCGCUUUAUAAGAUUCAGGACUUGCAUUAAUUGGAACCAAAUUAAGUUCUGCCUCAAAAAACAAUGGGAAGACAACAUAUAUAGACUCAAUCAGAUAAUCUAAAUCUCAAAAACAUCUGGAGAAUAGAACACACACAUGUCCUAUAAGUAGAAAAAAACAAAGAGAAACUUCAAAAGAAUGGCUUUAUUAAAUUUGCCAUCCAAAGAACUGGAUUCACAUCUAGCCUCUUUCACUUAUCUACCGUUUGCCUAGCCAAGAACUAUAACUAUACUUAAAAAGUGCCUUUUUCUUAUGAAUUUGCAGUAAAAAUAGAGCCAAAGCACAUAAAGUACUGUAUGAACCUUAAGAUACUAGGUAUGUGAGAGCUAUUAGUGUCACCAAUUGUGGUGUUUUCCUUCUUUAAAAUGUAAUCGUUCGCUCUGAGAGCAGGUUUCUCGGGGAGGUUUUCUGGAGGCAGCCUUUGUUUCAGUUAAAAGUAAUAAUUACUCCAAAUGCAGCCGGGUGUUAAAAGUUCAGAUCUUGUAUUGUCUCCAAUACAGCCCCCUUAGUUUUCUUAGAGACCUAUCUCUCUGCUUGGUUCCAAGAGCUCUCUCCGAUUUUCUCCAAAUCCAAAGGUUUGUCCUUCAGCCUCCAGCCAGCACAAAGGUGGAAAAUGGAAUGAAUCUCUUGUCUCCUUGUCUGGGGCUGGGCGGUUUUCUGGAGAGCCUUUCAGACCAGCCUUGGUCUCAGUGGGGGAGGUGCAGGAGGCCAGCCACCACGGUGGAAUGAAUGAAUCUGGUUGUGCCUCCGAGAGAGGGCUUCUCCUGAACUAAACUCGACUGGCUCACUGAAGCUCUAUUUAUGCUCCUUCUCUGAUGGUGGAAUUCUGGGAUCCGAGAGUGGAAUUAUGGGUUUUCUCCCAGAGUGCUCUCUGGCCCUAAGAGCUUUUUGCUUAUAUGAGCUCUCUAAAGGUGUGAACACAAACAUUGUUUCUAUCAGUUCUACUUAGUACCUUGUUUCAACUUCUGGCCCAUAACAUCUCCUCGUAGGAUCAGAUCAAUCAUACUGAACCAUGCUAAAGUAGAUAAUUAUUGUCUCUAUCAACUUUAGUGAUUUAACACUUUGUAAGGAUUCCAACAACCAAUAAGUGUAAGAGGAAUUAUUUGUCCAUUUUCAUCUAUUCUAUUUUCAUUUGUAUUCCUUAAAAGUUUAUGAACAUGUUUUUCAACUUCCACAAAUCUCAUACUAGGUUUUGCCUCUAUAUUUGAGUAUUCACAGAUUAGAUUUACUUGUUUAUUCUUCAUAUACAUUGGUCUUCUCUUCAAUAAGAAGCAUAUAUAUUUUCAAAUAAUUAUAUAAUUUGUGACCAUUUUUCUGUCCACAAUGUAUACAUAGUAUAAUAUGUAUAUGAUAACGGAGUCUGUUACUUGCUCACAGGCCUCUGAACUAGCCAAACUAUUGUCCAAAUCUAUUGAAACUUUAUCAUGGUACUAAAUGUUAUGCAUUUUAUGCAUUAUAUGCAAUUUAGAGACAGUAUUGAAGUUCUACAGGAUACCAUCAGGUAAAGCACAAACAAUGCAGACUAUCCCUUGAAUAGAUACUGAUGGAACCAUCUCCAAAUAUACCAAUGCUGACCACAGGAUUUACAAACGAUGACAAAUAAUCCCUACUGAGACCAAAAGACCUACAGGAUGAAUUGAUAUUUUGGUUUGUUGGAAAGAAUGACUAGAAGGAAAGGCAAGGGAGGGGAGGGAAAUGAGGACUAGAGGGAGGGAAAGAGGGACUAGGAGAAGAAAAAGAAAGAGGAGAAGGGGGGGAAGGUAAGCAAAAGAAGAAAAGGGAAAGGGAACAGUGAAGAAGAAAGGGGAGGGGGAAAAGGGGACAAGGGGAUGGAGAUGAAGAGGGAGAAGGGGGAAACGCAAGACCAUGGAGAAACAUCAUCAUCAUCAGCAGCAGCAGCAGGGGGUAAGAGGGGCGUGUCAUCCUAGUGGGGAUAUGUCAUUUCUGUAUUUUCAGGUUCUGUGAAUCUGGAGCUGAAAGCAAUCAGUGUGAGCUGGUGGUGCACAGGAUAAAUUUCCCAUCAUUAAUGGAACAUAGGCGCAGGGAAACGCAGGAGAAGGCAAAGGCCAAGACUAGAUAGAUAAGAACCUGCAUUGUUUCCCUUUGAAGAAAUCUCCUUAUAUUUGGGAGGUUGAGCCCAUGUCAGUAAAACAAAAUACUGCUACCUUCUAGUCCACAUUAUAUGUGACUUAAAAGCAAAGCAGACCUCAUCAAUGUUCCUCCUAGAACAUAACAUCGAUAAAAACAUAAUACUCUAGAGGGAAUCUCAUUAGCCCAGAUUUGAAUGGGACUACAGAGGGUAUACAUAGCCUUAAGGUAUGUUUAAAUCUUUCAACUGAAAGUGGUAUCUCUUUCCAUUCCAUUGAAGUGUUGGAAUCCUUCCCUUCUGUUCCCUCCCUUAAGAACAGCACCAAUAAGGCGAUUUAAAUUCUGUAGAGGAUGGGCUUGAACCCAGGGCUACGUGGUGGAGACCGGGUGUGUGGCUGGUUGCCUCGUAUAAAUGCUUCCCCGACACACUUACGGGGUAGGAAGAAUCAGAAGAGGCACUGGACUGCAUUUGUCCAUCCGGGCCCCUAGGGUCCUUUUUAGGGUGGGCGCUUCCUUCAGUUUCACAGAAUUGUUAAAAGGCUGCAAGAAACUUGGGAGAUUAUCGAGUAGAAUCUCAUUUUAGAGAAGAAAUCGAGGCUCCGAGAGGAAGUGCUCUGCUCAUUACAAAAGUAAGCAAUAGAACAGGUCCCGAGAUUCGAACGCGAGAGCUCCGGGUCUCACCCGCCCUCGCGACCGGGAGCUUUGGACUCCUCGAGCUGGGAGCUAACGGAUCCGGCUCCCGUUAAGCUUACCAGUGCGUGACUUGAUCCUUUAUCGCAUCCGCGUGAGCCUCGUACCUUUACCUGACAAAGGCACGCGUAGUUCAGUUGCUCUGCUGCCUUUGCCAGAGUUGCAAUCAGCUCCAGGGCUGAAUCGGUUUUUAACUGUUGCGGGCUCACGGGUCUCUAAACCUUGGGCUUCGGAUUAUUGACAUUUCCCCUUUUAAUUCCCCCUUUAAUUCUACUUUUAUUUUCCCCUUUAAUUCUCCCUUUAACACCCCCUUUAAUUUCCCCUCUGAGUAGUCUGAGGGGCGCGAGCGAGGACUCCUCCCUCCCUGCCCUGAAACCUGCCUCCACGAUGAAGAUUUUCAAUUUCGGCAAGAAGAAGGGGCAAUUUCCAUCUCGCCCCUUCCAGCUUUCGAGUUCCUUUGGGGUCCAAACACGCUACCCCACCGAAGGAUACCUGAUCCGGAGCAAGGACCUCAGGAAGAUCCACAAAGCUGCCUUGCGUGGGGAUGUGGCGAAGGUGCAGCAGCUACUGCUGCAGGGAAAAAAUGUGAAUGAUCUGGAUAAAGUGAAACGAACACCUCUUCACCUGGCUUGUGCUAAUGGACAUCCAGAUGUUGUAUCUCUCUUAGUAGAGAGAAAUUGCAAACUAAAUUUGUUGGACAAUGACAGCCGAACACCUUUGAUGAAGGCAAUAGAGUGUCAGCAGAAAGAAUGUGCAACAAUCUUGCUUGAACAUGGUGCAGACCCUAAUCUUGGGGAUGACAACAACAACACUGCACUUCACUAUGUUGUCCUUGGUCAUAACCAAUUCUUGGCAAAAAAACUACUUCACUACCAAACUGAUAUUGAAGCAAAAAACAAGGAAGGUCUCACACCACUUUUGCUCGCAAUUGCAAGAAAUAACAUCAACAUGGCAGAUUUGCUGUUAAAGAAUGGAGCAAAUGUGAAUGCCUUGGAUGGCUCUAAAAGAACGGCCCUUAUGAUUGCUGUCACUAAGGAAUCACCAGACUUGGUCACUCUUCUUCUUCACCAUAAUGCUGAUCACACUGUCCAAGAUGUGUAUGGAUGGACAGCUGAGCAGUAUGCUAAGCAAUAUGGUUAUCCUCUACUUACUUAUCAUCAACAAAUUGAAAAUCAGAAAGAGUGUAAUAUGCCCAGUACAUCCCAAGUCAGCUGUUCAGAACAAGCUUUUGAUAUUGGAUUUGCUUUGAUUGCACAAUUCCUCCAAAAUAAAGACUUACUUAUCAUCAACAAAUUGAAAAUCAGAAAGAGUGUAAUAUGCCCAGUACAUCCCAAGUCAGCUGUUCAGAACAAGCUUUUGAUAUUGGAUUUGCUUUGA